Arachis stenosperma is the source of this 1569-nucleotide messenger RNA. RefSeq lists its product as uncharacterized. Bases 1 to 1569 code for a protein of 522 amino acids. Lineage: Eukaryota; Viridiplantae; Streptophyta; Magnoliopsida; Fabales; Fabaceae. Gene Ontology annotation, molecular function: protein dimerization activity. The transcript has 4 exons. The record is from RefSeq and is a predicted model, not a curated record.
AUGAGAGUUCAUUUGCUGGCCGAUCUUAAGAAGGAGUGUCAGUUGCUUGUUGAAGGCUAUAGGAGCUCGUGGAAAAGCACUGGUUGUACACUGAUGGCAGAUAGCUGGACUAAUCAAAGGCAGCGUACGUUAAUUAAUUUUCUUGUUUAUUGUCCUGCUGGUAUGUCAUUUGUUAAGUCUGUUGAUGCUUCUGAUAUGAUAAAAACUGCCGAUACCUUGUUUAAAUUGUUUGCUGAGGUUAUUGAGUGGGUUGGGUCUAGUAACAUUGUGCAUGUGGUUACUGAUAAUGCUGUGAAUUAUGUAUCUGCUGGAAAACUCAUUCAUGAAAAGUAUCCAAACAUUUUUUGGUCUCCUUGUGCUGCUCAUUGCAUCAAUCUUAUUUUGAAAUACAUAGCAAGUAUUCCUCACAUAGCUGACCUUGCCUCUCGUGCUUCAAAAGUGAUUGUGUUUGUUUACAAUCAUAUGAUUUUCUUGUCAUGGCAUAGAAAAAGAAAAGAUUGGAAAGAAAUUGUUCGACCAGGAAUUACACGUUUUGCUACUGUUUUCAUUACUUUGAAAAGUAUAUAUGAUCAUAAGGAACACUUGCAAACAUUGGUGGUGGACAAAUAUUUCACUUCUCAUAAAUUAUCCAAGAGUGUCAAUGGGAAGAUGGUUAGCUCAAUUAUCUUGGAUAGUAAGUUUUGGGACGAUUGUAUUACUACUGUUAUGCUUGUUGGUCCUCUUAUUAAGUUAUUAAAGCUUGUUGAUGCUGAUGAGAAAUCUUCUCUGGGUAUUGUGUAUGAGGGCAUGCAAAGAGCCAAAAUUGCUAUAAAGACAAUGUUUAGAAAUAGAAAAUCUGCAUACACAUCUUAUACAAGUAUCUUGAAAAUAUGGUGGGAUAAGCAUUUGAAGCGUGACCUCCAUGCAGUAGCAUACUUUUUGAAUCCAGAUUUCUUCUAUAGUGAGGGGUUUGUUGAAAAGUUACUGCAAUGCAAGAGAUACAGUUAUAUCGAGAUCGAAAAGGAAGGGGAAAGUGCUUUGAAAGCAAUUAAGAGACUUAAACCUGGUGAAUGGUGGAGGCUACACGGUGGGAAUGCUCCUAACUUGCAAAAAAUGGCAAUUCAUCUUCUUCAUCAAACAUCUUCAUCAUCCAGAUGUGAGAGGAACUGGAGCCUCUUUGAACAAAUCCAUUCAAAGAGGAGGAACCGAUUAGAGCAUCAAAGGCUAAGUGACAUUGUUUAUGUGACUUAUAAUCUACGCCUUCAAUCUAGAAUGCAUCGCAAGAAGAAGAAUUAUGAUCCAAUUGACGUUCAAAGCAUUGACACAGUAGAUUUUUGGGUAAUGCCGGAUGAAGAUGAUCUUGAAUUUACUAAUGGAGACAUCGAAGGCAUUGAAAAUUUAAUUUACACAGAUAAUGCUAUGCCUUCAUAUCCUAAAGAUGGAGGAGAAAUGGAAGUUGAUGUGGAUUUGCCUAAUAUUGUUGAUUCUUCAAAUACAGCUUCUUUUAGUGGUACUUCUGAUGAUGGUGGCUUUGGAUUACCUGUUUAUGAUGGAGAUAUUGGAACACUUAAUGAUAAUUAUGAUUUUUGA